CGAAAUUGCUACUGUCCACUUCCUGUUUCAUUUCGCUUGGGUAGGUGACAACUAACCAACGAUGAAGAUUAGCGUGUUAGCCGUGUUUUUGUCAGUUAUUUCAGGCGCAGCCUGCGUAAAUUAUCAACCUCGCGCCAUACAGAUUACAGAAGACACAUGGGAAGAUAUCCUGGAAGGAGAAUGGCUCGUAGAAUUUAUGGCCCCUUGGUGUCCAGCGUGUCAGUCAUUUAAGAGCACGUGGGAUUCGUUUGCCCAGAAGUGGAGUCGAGAUCUGGAAGUCAGCGUUGGAACUGUGGACGUUACUUCAAGCCCAGGACUUAGUGGAAGAUUCCUCAUAACAGCUUUGCCUUCAAUUUAUCAUGUUAAGAAUGGUGUGUUUCGGCAGUACCGUGGGGGACGACAGGAGACUGAUCUCAUCACGUUCAUCGAUGACAAAAAGUGGAACGAUAUUGAUCCUGUGUCCAAGUGGAUCUCCCCAGACUCCUUACAGAUGGGAAUGGUCGGGUUGUUCUUCAAGUUCGCCAUGACAAUAAGGUCGUUCUACACUCUGAUGACAGAAGAGUAUGGUAUCCCGGAAUGGGGCUGCUACGUGAUAUUCGCCCUUCUCACCAUUGUUACAGGCCUUGUUAUGGGGCUGAUUCUUGUGUGCAUCUGUGACUUUGUGGGCUCCAACAGACAGGUACCUCCACCCAUACCAAGAGGCAUCAUGGACCCAGCUUUGGACAAGGAGGGUGAUUUAAUUGAUGACACGCAGGAGUCAGACGGUGACACAAAAGUCCGACGCCGUGCCACAAAUAAAGACAAUGAUGGUGAGGGCGAGGCAGAUGACAGCGACGAGGAAGAUAAAAAUACGGGAGAUAAAGACACAGGAGAUGGUGGCACAGAAGAGAAAAAAGAAAAAUGAUUGAUUAGAUUUAAUUUUAAUUUAAAAAGUUUAACCAUGGUACUUGCCAGUUGUACUGAUUUUAUGUUUGGACUAAAAUGUUAUAAAGACUUUCUUUAAGGUAUUAUGAAGCUAAAUAGGUAGGAGAUUGAACGUUUUGAGCAUGGAUUGGGUUGGUCGUACGCUGAUAGUUGUUGACCUUUGUAAGAGAAUUCCAGGAUUAUGUUUUGCAAAUUUCAUGAAAAACAUAAUCGUGUAAUGAACUAGUAGCUGUUAGAUUGAAAUACAAUAUGCUGCUGUUGUAUGUUACAUGAUAGAAAAGAGGUUGCGAAACAUGACUUGUAUGUGUAUAUGUCCGUGUGUACUUCUAAAUACAUCAUCAAGGUGUGCGUACAUUGUACUAGUUUAAAACUACAUGUACAAAUAUGAGAUUUAAGUGAGUAUAAGCUAGCUUACUUGAUCAAGUUUUCAAGGAGAGUUUUCACACACCGCUUUUAAGCUCAUCUUCAACUUAGAUAUGUACAUGUAGAUGUGCUGUUCUGCAAACUCUAUUCUAAAUUUAAAAAAAAUAAUAAUUAAAUGACCAUGUUAUGGUUGUAAUAGGAAAAAAGAUAGCUAAAGUUAGAGUUGUUACAUCACAGUUAAAAUAUUCUUACGCCAUAAUUCUUUGCAGUCCUUUUAUCAGAACUUAUUUUUUUAGAGUGCCAUGGUAUUUUAAUUUUUUAAAUAACUGUACAAUAUGGGAUUCAGUGCAUAAUAUUUCAAUUUUUAAUGUAAUUUGCCAAAUUAUUUGUCAAACAUGAUUGUCUCAGUUUCAAACAGGGUCCGGUUUCACAAAAACUUUUCAACGCCAAAAUAUUUUCCCGUCUAAAAUCCCAUAAUCUCUUUAGACAAACCCAAUCAGAGAGGCAAGUUCUUGCUAAGUCUGUUAUUCAACAUAUUUUUUGUGGAACCGGGCCCAGCUGAUUGCUUUAUCUAAUUUGUUUGUUGUUCUUAUUUCCCACAUUAUCGGCCGAUUGUUAAGGACUUUGUUAAAGUUAACAAUUUGAUAAACGACAUCGUUGUUAAUUUUUAAAACUAAAUGUGGUCUCAUAUUUAAAUAUGAACAACUACAGUUGAAAUAGUUCCAUCAAAUCUUGUUAGAAAUACUGCAGAGCACAAGGUAUCCAAAACAUUCCUGAGCAGUAAUGAUUUGAAAGUUAACAAUGACGCUAACAAUGUUAUUUACUUUAAUAAUGUUCUGAAGAAGAGGCCGAUUGUGGCUUUCCUCUGUAUUAUUUUAAAGGAUAUUUUCAAUUGUUUUGCUAUAUUAUAUGUACAAUGUAUAAGAAGAGUUGGUUUGGUGAGCAUUGCCAAAAGAAAGUUAAAAGUCUGUUUUUACCUUAGCUUUUACUGUUUUACAGAUAUAGGGGUUAAAGUCUGUUUUAACCUUAGGUAUACUGUUUUACUGAUAAAGGGGCUUAGCCAGGUUUUAAAAAGGUGCUGCAGAAAAGGGACAGGGUUCUAAGGACAAAACGGGCACACAGUAACGGGCUACCAAGAACUUGAACAUUGGUAAUUUUUGACGCAAAAUGUUAGCCGUUGUGUAGUUAAAGCAAUAUUAGAUUUCAACUGCCAAAUAUUUAAAGUUUGUAUGUAUUUAUAAUCAUAUUAUAAGUUUUUAUGAAAAGGUAAGAAAUAUUUGACAUUCACAUUUCAUUCUGUAAAGGCCAAAAUGUUGCCAAAUGCUUGUCUCCAUGAAGGGUACUACCAAAAAUGGACAGGGUGCUGCCUUUUUUCCAUAACUCUCAAUAGCUGAAACCCUUCUUUUAAAUAUGUUAAAAAUUGAACUCCAUCAAUUCUGCUCGAUAUAUACAGUGCCUUUUGAUAGAUAUGUAGAAUAAUAAUUUGCCUUGUACAACAAAACUUUUUACACAAAACCUCUAGAGCUUUUCUGCUUUCGAUAUAAAGACUGAAGUAUGAACUGUGAACUGUAAGGGAAUACUUAAAGCUAUUUGUUGAUAGGGACUGAUUCAAAGAUUUUUUAUUUCGGCAACCGUCUUUUUUAAACUUUAUUUUGAAUUACUCACUGCUAUGAACAUAUGCCCAACAGCAACACAGACUCAAUUGAACAGAAUUUUAUAAAUCCAAGCCUGAAAUCUUUCAAAAUUUCGUAGCAUUUCUAACGCUUUUCGGCAAAAAUAGAGCAUUGACUGUCACAUUUUUAUGAAAUUAUUUACAAUAGAGCUCUCACAUUUCAACAUGUGAUGAUGAUGAUUUGUAUUUUAAACUAGCAUUUUUGUUUACAUUUCACUUGAAAAAUAUUUUCUUCCAUGUCAGACCCUAUAAAGCACAAACCAGUCCCUAUCAAACUUGUUCUCAAUGUUCAAGUGAGUUGUUUCAAAGGCAUUUAUUUUAUAAAACACUUAGUUGUCAGGUAAAACAAGAAAUCCAAGGCUUAGUAUUAAAAAAUAAAUAAACUAAGUUGUUUCCUGACUUAAAGUCUAUUUCUUGAAAUUUCAUGGUCAAUUUAAAGGAAAGUGUGAGUGAUUUUACAUAAAGUGUAUAUUUUCAAUAAAGUCCACAAAAAUAAACUAUUUAAGGAAUCUAUAAGAGCAUUUAUCAUGUGACCAGUUUGAUACUUAAAUAAGGAAAAUAACAUAAGUUAAGAAAUUACUGGUUUGAUGUAUAAAUUAGUGAAACUGGUAGUAUUGUACACAUUGAUCGAUGUAAUUAAUACUCACAUGUUUACAUUUUGUCUGAGCAAACUGAUGAACAAUUUAGACAAGAACUGAUUCUUAAAGAAGGAUGAUAACACUUUAAGAAUAAUCAAAAUAAUUAAGAAAAUACAAUGACUUAAAUAAGACGAAAUGUCUUAACCAACCAUGUUUAAAUUCUGUCUCUUGUCAUUUUUAGAAAACGUUUAUAGUUUCAAUGGUGAAGAUUUAUUCUAUUUCAUUAAUCAGAAGUCAUAUAUCAUUUAUCAAGUGUGAUGCAUAUAGCAAUUAUCAUGAUCGUUUUCAUCAGUUUUAUCAAUUUUCGUUGAAAUGUAUUUUGUUAGAAUACUGUAAUCUAUCUACCCUGAUUGCUGACUAACACUGUCUUUCAGUCAUCCUAUCCAUACACAUUAUCAUGGUAAAUUCAUGGAAUUAAGAAUGAAAGUUCAUAUUAGUGUACAGUAGUAUUUAUCAGUCCGUGUCAAAAAAUAAUCAUUUAUUUCCAUCAAUAUCUUCAAAAAAUAGGAUACAUGUAGGUAGACAGGCGUACAUGUAUCAUUAUUUAAAUCAUGACAUGUAUUAUAUUAUUUUCCUUUUUACCAAUGCCUAUUGCAUUGUGAUACUAUAAGAUUCAUUAGUAUCUAAGCAAAGAACAAAUACAGGAACUGAAAACAGACGUACCGAAGACAGAAAAUAUGACUCCAAACAAAUCUAUGGUCAGCAAUAAAAAUGGGGUCAGUCGGGUUGCCAAAACAAGCUGUGUCACUUGAGUAGAUAUAUGACAAUAAAUCUCUUGGACUCUUACGCAUGGGUCAUUUUGUUAAAUUUAUUCAACCAUGAGCUAUUUUUGAAAGCACAUGCUUACUGAAUAGCCAUUGGAAUUAAUGCUAAAUUUGGAUUACAAGUGAACCCAUAUAAAUGUUUUGGGAUCAUUUAAAUGUGAAAAAUGAAUAACUAAAAAUAGACUACAAAUAGAUGUCUUGCAGUUGUCUUUGUUUUGCUUUUUAUUUGUUUUUCAACUGAAAUUAGACAGUAAAUGACCUAUCUUUCACAGUAAAAAAUAAGAUUGUUAUAUUUUGCAAUGUUAUUUCUACAUACCCGGUACUCUUUAUCUUCAUAUCAAACCCUUUCAAAUGAUGCCAUCAUGAUAUGGGUUCCAAAAUUUACAUAAUUGUACAUACUGGUAGGCUACCCCUAAAUUAAAUUAUGAUCAAAAACCUUUUUUGGCGACCACUUUCUAAAUUUGAAGUUGUAGAAAUAUAGUUGUUGUAUGUAUAAAUUUAGUGAUUGCAAAUAAUACAAAGAUUUUCUUUUGUGAUAUCUUUGGUUAUGUAUUGUAUAUAUGUUACAUUCCAAGAUAUGUGUACUGUAUGAUUUUACGGUCCGCCCCAAGACAAUUUGGUUACAAAUACUAAUUGGAUACGCCUUUAUCAGCAAAUGAAGAGAACUUAUGGAAGAUAACAUCACACAAUUAUAGCUAUAUUUCUGUGUUUUAUGUUUCAUGUAAACUAAUGUUAUUUCAUGUUAAGUAAGGCAUGUUUCAUGGUAACCUGGCUAUGUUUUAUGUUAAUUUAGGCAUGGUCAUGUUAAUUUAAAGAUGCACUCUCGCAGAUAUACCAUUUUUACUUUUUUAUUUUUUGUCUUGGAAAGAGCAAAUUUGUGUGUAAAUAUCUGCAAACCAAUGAUAAAAGAUUGCUGACAAAAGUUCAGAUCGUAGAUUUUAAUAUAUCCGUUCUAAAAUUUAUGUUUAAUGGCUUAAAUCGUUACUAAAGGUUUAAGAAAAAUACAUAGAACAUCAAUUUUUGAACUUGAAUAUAAAAAAGAACAUCAAUUUUUAAAACUUAAAUAUAAAAAUCUGCGAUCGAAUUUUUGUCAGCAGUCUUAUAUAACUGGUUUCCAUGGAUUUUUGCAAAUAUUGUCUCGUUUCAAGACAGAAAAUAAAAAAGUUGUCUAAAGGUUUAAUCUGUGAGAGUGCAGCUUUAAGCAUGUUUCAUGGUAACUUGGACAUGUUUCAAUUAUUUUAUCCCAAUUGUUUGCAACACCAGAUGUUGUAUUUCAAGUAUUAACAAUGUUUAUUAUCAAAAUUAAAUUUUUAUUUGAAUUUUAAGAAAAUGUCUUAAUUUCUUAAUACUGUUUUAAAGUGUGGUUCACAUAUAUGUGAAACAUUCACUCAAUAUUUUAAACCAUUGAAUUGCAUUUUUAUCUUAACACUGUUUUAAAAUGUAUUAAACUGUGCACCAUAUUUUAAUUGUUAUAUUAUUUUUUCUUGAUUAUCAUUUGUUUUAAAAAUCCUUGUAAACACCUUGGGAAAAUCGGUCACUCGUUAGAUCUAUUAAGUGCCCAAUUAUCAUUGUAUUUUCCAAGAAAUAUAAUAUAUAAAUCUUAGACAACCUUGAAAUUAAUGGAUUAGUUUGUAAACAUAUCUAUUCAGGUCAAGGAAAUAUAAAAAAUAAUGUACAAAUAAACAAUAAUACAUAGAAUUUUUCUAAAUGGAUGGGAAGAUGAGCAUUUUAAAUGCAUAUAUAAGUUACUUUCCAAAAUAAUGGAUUAAUUAACUGAGACCAAAAAUUCAUUUGCAUCAUACAUUUAAUAUUGACUUGUGUACAUGUAUUUGCAAUGUAUCUUAAUAUGUAUUGCAAUUCGUAACAUGUUUUGUUAUAUAUUUAAUCAUGAAUUGCGAUGUAUCUUAGGGCUAUUCCAGUUAAACAUAUAACCCCCAGGUGGAAGUCAAUUAUUUAAAUAGUAUAUGAGUUGGUGUCGCUAAUUUGGACCCCAGAAGGGUAAAUUUGCUUCUGUAGGGGGGUGGCAUAAUUUAAAAGUGCCUUCCCCCUGGCGGUUAUAUGUUGAAAUGGAAUAGCCCUUAACAUUUAUUGCAACAUAUCUGAACAUGUAUUGUUAAAUCUUAACAGGUUUUGCAAUAUAUCUUUACAUAUAAUGCCAUAUAUAUUUAAAUCACUUGAACAUAUAGUGUAUCAUAAUUAUGAGAUGGUUGGUUAAUUUUGGGGACCUCAAUUUAUUUGUUAAAAUGUUUCCCAAAUAUUGUGGCUUUCCCUGAAGAAGCUUGUCCAACAAUUGAGUUUGUUUGGUUUAUUGCAUACAUGCAGACAUACAUGUACAAUGUUCAUAUUUGCAUUGUUAUUUCUAUGCAUUACUUCACAAAAAUAAAAGUUAUUUAUU
Mya arenaria is the source of this 6756-nucleotide messenger RNA. RefSeq names its product thioredoxin-related transmembrane protein 1-like. Bases 62 to 904 code for a protein of 280 amino acids. The record is from RefSeq and is a predicted model, not a curated record. The transcript is spliced from 7 exons. NCBI's taxonomy places the organism in Eukaryota, Metazoa, Mollusca, Bivalvia, Myida, Myidae.